UUUUUUUAAAACAACACUUUAUUAAUUAUUUACCCUCUUUUUCUUCCGUCGAAUCCUUUCCAACCCGUUACUUUCCUAAAAUCUUUUUCUUACGUAAUGUCUAACGACCUCGCUAAAUUAAUAAAUGGUCCAGCAGAUGAAAAAAUUGUGUCGAAAGUAGGCGAUCAAAAUAAUAGGUCUCCAACAAAAUCCCGAAAUCCUAAAACUCAUAAAUGCCAAGUUUGCACUCGUGAAUUCAACAGACUGGAGCAUUUAAACCGACAUAUCCAAACUCACACUGGAGAAUAACCCCAUAAAUGUACUUGGAACGGAUGUUCCAAAAGAUUCUCCAGAUCUGACGAAUUGACGAGACAUAAAAGAACUCAUGAUAG
This is a messenger RNA of Rhizophagus irregularis DAOM 181602=DAOM 197198, 371 nucleotides long. The record is from RefSeq and is a predicted model, not a curated record. NCBI's taxonomy places the organism in Eukaryota, Fungi, Glomeromycota, Glomeromycetes, Glomerales, Glomeraceae.